UACAAUGAGGCCACCUGCGCAGGACUAUGGGAAGGGCUUUUCUGGCUAAGCUGCCGGAGUGUGCUAUUCAUUUCCAAGAGCAAGAAAAGAUGGAUAAAUCUCUAGAGUUGGUGUCAUUUGAGGAUGUGGCUGUGGACUUCACCUGGGAGGAGUGGAGGGACCUGAAUGAUGCUCAGAGGACUUUGUACAUAGAUGUCAUGCUGGAGACCUACAUCAGCCUGGUGUCAUUGGGGUACUGGAUUAGUAAACCUGAGGUGAGCCUCAAGUUGGAGAAAGGAGCAGAGCCUUGGAUAAUAAAAGAACACCCAGACCAGAGCCUCCCAGAUGUCCAGAUAGUCAAUGACCUAAUGGAGAGGAGUCAAGAAAGUCAAGGUAGAUACUUGUGGCAAGGUGUAAUCAUCAAUGGCAACCAAUCAACUGAGGAGAAUGCAUAUUCAAUGCACAUUUUAAAUCUGGUUAUAAAUAGUGAAAACUAUUCAGGAGUGGGGCAUGAGGAGUCUAAUGAAUAUCAGAAUGCACUUCUUCCAGAGACUGAUGCCAUGUGUGCUGGAAAGAAACCUGAUGAGCAUAAUAUAUCUGAGAAAUCACAGAGUUAUCAUGAGCAUCUUAGUCAGCAUCUUAAGAUUCCAGCUGGGCAACUUUUUGAAUAUAGUGGAAAAGGACAGUCCUGCAACUCAGUGCCAAUAAUAUUUGCAUGUAAUAUAAUUUAUAUGGGUGAGACCACUUGUAAAUAUAGUGAAUAUUGGAAAGCCUGUAAUAAGUCGUCUGUCCUUGCCCAAGAGAUAACUCAGGUAGGGAAGAAAACUUUUCAAGGUGAUGUAUGUGGGAAAAUGUAUAAAAAGGCUAAACUUACUCAACAUCAUAUUAUAUACACAGGAGAGAAACAUGGUAAAUACAGUGAAUGUCAGAAAUCUUUUAUUAAGCAAUCAUACCUUAUCUCAUAUCAGGGAACAUCUGCAGAGAAAUCUUUUAACCAAAAGUCAACCCUCAACAGGCAUCAGAGAAUUCACAGAGGUGAGAAACCAUAUGAAUGUAAAGAAUGUGGAAAAGCUUUUAAGCGAAAGUCACACCUCAGCAUGCAUCAGAUAAUUCACACAGGUGAGAAACAGUAUGAAUGUAAAGAAUGUGGAAAAGCUUUUAAACAAAAGUCACACCUCAGCAGGCAUCAGAGAAUUCACAGAGGUGAGAAACCAUAUGAAUGUAAAGAAUGUGGAAAAGCUUUUAACCGAAAGUCAAACCUCAGCAUGCAUCAGAGAAUUCACACACAUGAGAAACCAUAUGAAUGUGAAGAAUGUGGAAAAGCAUUUAACCAAAAAUCAAGCCUCAGCAUGCAUCAGAGAAUACACACAGAUGAGAAACCAUAUGAAUGUAAAGAAUGUGGAAAAGCUUUUAAGCGAAAGUCAAGCCUAAGCAUGCAUCAGAGAAUACACACAGAUGAGAAACCAUACAAAUGUAAAGAAUGUGGAAAAGCUUUUAAGUUAAAGUCACACCUCCGUAAGCAUCAGAGAACUCACACUGGUGAGAAACCAUAUGAAUGUAAAGAAUGUGGAAAAGCUUUUAAGCGAAAGUCACACCUCAGCAUGCAUCAGAGAAUUCACACAGGUGAGAAACGAUAUGAAUGUAAAGAAUGUGGAAAAGCUUUUAAGUUAAAGUCACACCUCAGCAAGCAUCAGAGGACACACACAGGUGAGAAACCAUAUGAAUGUAAAGAAUGUGGAAAAGCUUUUAAACAAAAGUCCAACCUCAGCAUGCAUCAGAGCAUUCACACAGAUGAGAAACCAUAUGAAUGUAAAGAAUGUGGAAAAGCUUUUAACCAAAAGUCAAACCUCAGCAUGCAUUGGAGAAUACACACAGAUGAGAAACCAUAUGAAUGUAAAGAAUGUGGAAAAGCUUUUAACCGAAAGUCAAACCUCAGCAGGCAUCAGAGAAUUCACAGAGGUGAGAAACGAUAUGAAUGUAAAGAAUGUGGAAAAGCUUUUAACCAAAAGUCACACCUCAGCAGGCAUCAGAGAAUUCACACAGGUGAGAAACCUUAUGAAUGUAAAUAAUGUGGAAAAGCUUUUAACCAAAAGUCAAACCUCAGCAUGCAUCAGAGAAUACACACAGGUCAGAAGCCAUGUGAAUGUAAUGAAUGUGGAAAAAGUUUUUUUUACAAAGUCACAGUUGCGAAGACAUCAGGAUACUAACACAGGAAAAAACUCCUGAUGAAUUUAAUGUGACAGGUCUUGUACUGGAAUUCCCCCUAACAGACAAAAAAGAUUUCACACAAUGGAAAAUCUCAGUGAAUAUAAUUUCUGUGGAAAAAGAUUUUGCCAGAAGUCAUACCUCAAGACAUCAAAGAACUUACAUCAAGAAGAAGACCUAUACACAAUUGUUCUCUGGUAUUGAAG
Galeopterus variegatus (Sunda flying lemur) is the source of this 2390-nucleotide messenger RNA. Its product is annotated as zinc finger protein 345-like. Lineage: Eukaryota; Metazoa; Chordata; Mammalia; Dermoptera; Cynocephalidae. The record is from RefSeq and is a predicted model, not a curated record. Gene Ontology annotation, cellular component: nucleus. Gene Ontology annotation, biological process: regulation of DNA-templated transcription. The transcript has 5 exons.